AAAGGGAUGGAGAAUGAGAACCAGACGAUGAUUAUUGAAUUUCUCUUCACUGCAUUCCCCCAUUUCCAAGAUGGUGGCUGUCCUUUCUUCAUCCUCCUGCUCUUCAUUUACCUAUUCAUCAUUAUAGGGAACUCCAUGGUUUUUGUUGCUGUCGUUCUAGAUGUUCGUCUCCACACACCCAUGUACUUCUUCAUUGGUGUCCUUGCUUUCCUGGAGAUUUGGUACACCACAACCACCAUCCCAAAGAUGCUCAUCAACCUAGUUAGUGAUCAAAAGACCAUCUCCAUAGCUGGUUGUCUCCUGCAGAUGUACUUCUUCCAUUCAAUUGGCAUAACUGAAGCUUAUCUCUUGACUACCAUGGCCAUUGAUAGAUAUCUGGCCAUCUGUUAUCCCCUCCGCUACCCAACCAUCAUGACUCCACAACUUUAUACUUCGCUGACUUUGGGCUGUUGCUUCUUUGGCUUCCUUACUCCUCUACCUGAGAUUACUUGGAUUGCCACACUGCCAUUUUGUGGUCCAAAUCAAAUUCACAACAUCUUUUGUGACUUUGACCCCAUACUGAACCUAGCUUGUGUUGAUACCAGCUCUAUUAUAUUAAUUAAGGUUGUGGACAUUAUCCAUGCCAUGGAAAUCAUCUCAGCCAUUACAUUGGUUAUUUUGGCCUAUAUCCAGAUCAUUGGGGUGAUUCUGAGGAUCCGAUCAUCUGAGGGGCGCCACAAGGCCUUCUCCACCUGUGCCUCCCAUCUUGCAAUUUUCUUGAUCUUCUUUGGGAGUGUAGCUCUCAUGUACCUGCGCUUCAAUGCCAAAUAUUCCUUUAUUUGGGACACUACUAUUAGUCUGAUGUUUGCUGUGCUAUCUCCUUUCUUCAACCCCAUUAUUUAUAGUCUGAGGAACAAGGAGAUUAAGGGGGCCAUCAAAAAAUAUUUGUGUCAAUUAAAGAUUUUUACAUGCUAUUCCACUUAA
Monodelphis domestica (gray short-tailed opossum) is the source of this 963-nucleotide messenger RNA. Its product is annotated as olfactory receptor 6K6-like. The record is from RefSeq and is a predicted model, not a curated record. Gene Ontology annotation, biological process: G protein-coupled receptor signaling pathway. Lineage: Eukaryota; Metazoa; Chordata; Mammalia; Didelphimorphia; Didelphidae. Gene Ontology annotation, molecular function: olfactory receptor activity; G protein-coupled receptor activity. Gene Ontology annotation, cellular component: membrane.